AGCCGACGCUAAUGCAAUGUCUCGUCCGAGGGUUUCGACACGAUAUCUACAUUAGCAUACAGUAUGGGUGGCAUUAACGCACCGUGCGGUUGUGUCAAAUGAAAUUCAUGUGCUUUGUCGCGGUUUCAAAUGUAGCCAAAACGAAGUGCCAACUUUGUGGAACGUCGGUCGAUAAAAUGCGAUAUAUAAGUGUGACAUAUAAUGACAAUAUGUGAAUGUAACGGUGAUAUUUUUACGUGUUAGUACAGAUUGCGUACUUGAUAGAUUGGAUACAAUUGGAUUAGAUGCGAUUUGAUUUGAAUGCACAUAAUAUGCAGAAAUGUAUAAAAUAUCCAAAGUACUGUAUCCUUUAUGAUAUUUAAUAGAUAAACAACUUUUUAUGCAAGUUUCAAUUUCAUAGUUAUAUUUUUCGCAGCUUACUUAUAACGCUAAUCAAUUCUCAAUUUCUAAAUUAUUUUCUAUCGCAUAAACUACCCAAUUUAAUGAUAAUGCCUACGAAAAGUCCACUAUAAAUUACAGCAAAAUUAUAACGCAAAUAGUAAUAUAUCUACAAAUAGUAACAUUUGUAAUAUUAAUAAUAAUACAGCUAAAAAUUAUAAUACCAGUAGUAAAAUCUAUAGAUAGUAAUAUUUAUAUUAUCCAACUAUUCAACUUUAUAACUCCAAUAGUAAUAGCUAAAAAUUAUAACAAGAUUAUAGAGCAGAUUUCGAAAACAAAAGAUUGGAGUAUCGCUAUUCAUGUAUAACAAGUGUGGUUAAAAGAGAGACAAAGAGAGAGAGAGAGAGAAAUAUACGGGGGGGGGGGCGCUGCAUACAUACAUACAUAUACACAUACAUAUCUAUAUAUCUAUAUAUAUAUAUGUACGUUGAGCGAAUGCUCCCGCGCUUCUGUAAAAUAAACGUCAGCUGAUCGUGAUUUUAAUGAAAAAGAACGGUAUGUGAAAAUAAAACUUACGAAUAACGUUGGGACUGAUACCUCAUCGAUAUUUAUCAAAUUCAAAUUUUACACGAUUAUUCUAGUUACAUGCAUAUUCUUCUGGACAUUUUUACACUUUAAAAUCUCCUAUAAUUGCAUAGAUAUAUGCAAUCUAUUUAUCGCUGGGUGGGCCAUUUUACAAGUUUCGAUCUUGUAUCGAAUUGUAUCAAAGACGCAGCCAUCAAGAAGAAUCGAUACGUCUUCGAUACUUAUACGAAAAUGUCAAUAUCGAUUUAAUAGCUCUAUUAAUCCAUUAAGGACCAAAGUCGCGAUAACGCCACACAUAUUUUAUUUGUAAUUUCUUCUUAAUCGAUUUACAUUAUUGGAUUCUAGUCAAUUUACACUACUGAAUAGGCAUUUUAAUUGUAAAAAAAACUUCAGAAGUUAUUCAAUAGUUUCUUCGUUACUAUCUUUUGUUCCAUUUAGGCCCCGCAAUUUUAUCAAAUUUAAAGAAACUGAAAUGCUUCACAACGCUAUAAUAAACUAUCUUUCUAACAUUACCAAAUUCUUUUUGUAACUUCGAUUUGUGUAAUGGCUUUUGGUAAUGUAUUCAGUAUUCUAAUACAAAUCUUUGUUACUUGGCAAAACGAUAAUUUACUUUAUUUAUGCUUUUCUAAAUAACCUAACUGUAAGCCGUGCUAAAUGCUGAACACGAUCGCAACGUGAGUAUUUCAUCAUCGAAACUGCGGAAUUUUUGGGCAAAAGAGCUUAACUUCCUAGCUUCUCGGUUUUUUUUAACUUUCUUGGCCGUAAGCAAAAGGUUAUGUUCAUACAUCUUGGGGCACAAUCAUACCGGGUAAAAUCGGCAUAUAAAAAAUUACGAACAACCAUUAUCCGCGAUACCGACAUUCUCUGGUUACUAGUAACCAUCGUCCAUGACUCUCGAAAAUUGUCUUUCGACCUUUCGAUUUCUAACAGCUGGAAAAGUAUACACCGUUUCUUCCCUCUUUUAGUUGUAGAGUACGAUAACUAAUUAAAGGGUAAUUCGAUAUUAAAAAAAUUAAUUUUAUCCUGUACGUAACCAGUAAACUGUUCCGUGGUCGGUAAUGAUCGUAGGUAACUGAAAAAGAAUACAUAUCCGUCAUGGAUAAUGGUUGAAUGGUUACCAUUGGUAACCAAACAGAUCGUAAUCAUUUAUAAUGUUUAUUCACGAUGAAAAUCAUUCAAACUAACAUAUCGAUCGUUAUGCUACAACUUUCUUAGCUUGAAUCAUAAGUGUUACGAUAACUAUCGUCUGCGACUUUGCAUGGAUUUUCCAUACACUUGUUCGAAUCGAAUUGUUAGAAUAUGAGAAACGCGUAUUGCAUCUUGUUUGCAUCGGUCCCAUCGUUACUCGCGUUACUCGCGUAUUAAUCGUGGAAAUGACGAUCGCCGGCAGGCGGCGACAGCGUUGCUACCGUAGAAAGGACUGCAGUCGCGCACGUGUGUCCGUUGAGUGAACGACGCCACGCGGCGAGAGAGAGCCGGUAUCUUUGCUCUGUGCACGUAUAUUUCUUCGCUCUUCUUUGUCGUUUUCACACGUGCAUCAGGCGUGUGCCGUCUCUCGGUAUGCUCGCACCGUUCAGUAAUUUUUCGGCUAUCGACGGACGAGUAUCUCGCGAACAGUAAUUUUGAAAGCGGUGCACACGAUGCCGGACAAAAUCGCGCCAAUGGAGAAGCAAGUUUUGGCGAUCACGAAAGUCAUCAACCAUGAAAACGAUGCGGUGAAAUUGAAAAAAGAACUCGGUUUGCUGGACGGUGUGGCGAUUAUCGUCGGCAUUAUCGUUGGCGCCGGAAUCUUCGUAUCGCCGAAGGGUGUGCUGGAAAAUAGCGGCAGCGUUGGACAGGCUUUGAUAGUUUGGAUCUUUUCCGGCGUUUUGUCUCUGAUCGGUGCACUAUGUUACGCGGAACUCGGUACCAUGAUCCCGAAGUCCGGAGGCGACUACGCUUACAUCAACGACGCUUUUGGACCCCUACCGGCGUUCCUCUACCUCUACGUGGCAUUGUUCGUGCUGGUCCCAACUGGAAACGCGAUCACAGCCCUAACGUUCGCACAAUACAUCUUGCAACCAGUUUGGCACGGUUGCGUUCCUCCGUACGCGGCCGUGCGACUACUCGCUGCCGUUAUCACAUGCUUGUUAACAGCCAUCAACUGUUACAACGUGAAAUGGGCGACCAGAGUGCAGGAUAUCUUCACCGGAACGAAGAUUUUCGCCCUGGUGAUCAUCAUGGUUGCUGGAUUUUGGUGGCUCUGCAUGGGUCACACGGAAAAUUUUCGCCAUCCCAUGGAUGGAACCAAUACCCAGCCUGGCUACGUUGCUCUAGCCGUUUAUUCAGGCCUGUUCUCUUAUUCCGGAUGGAAUUAUCUGAAUUACGUAACCGAGGAGCUAAAGGAUCCUUAUAGAAAUCUUCCAAGAGCGAUUUGCAUAUCAUUGCCGUUGGUGACUGUGAUUUAUGUCCUGGCGAACAUCGCUUAUUUCGUGGUGUUAACGCAAGAUGAAAUUCUGGCAUCGAAUGCUGUCGCUGUCACUUUCAGCGACAAGCUGUUGGGUGUGAUGUCUUGGAUAAUGCCGUUGUUCGUAGCUUGCUCAACGUUCGGGGCGUUGAACGGAGCAAUUUUCGCAUCGUCGCGAUUAUUUUUCGUAGGAGCUCGCAAUGGACAUCUGCCUGCUGCCAUUGCUCUCAUCAACGUGCGAAACUUAACGCCAAUGCCGUCGCUCAUUUUUCUCUGCAUUAUCACCCUGGCACUUCUGAUCAUAGAGGAUGUCUAUGUGCUAAUCUAUUAUGUUAGCUUCGUUGAAGCACUAUUCACUACGCUCUCGGUGUCUGGCCUCCUCUGGCUUCGUUACAAAAGUCCCGAUCGCCAACGACCGAUAAAGGUGUCCAUCGUAUUACCAAUUAUAUUUUUCAUAAUAUGUGCUUUCCUGGUCACAUUCCCCUGCUACGUGUCUCCAUGGGAAGUGGGAGUAGGAGUGAUAAUCAUCUUAUCUGGCAUUCCUAUGUAUUGCAUCUUCAUUUAUUGGGAAAAGAAACCUAAAUGGAUUAUCAGAUCGUCUCACAAUUUCAACAUGAUCUGCGCUAAAUUAUUCAUGUGCGUGCAAGAGGAGAAAAGCGAUUGAUCACCAAGUGCCGUUCUACUAUAAUUAAUGUUUACGAUUACUUUAUAAUUAGUUUCGUAUAGAAAUUUCUAUAAUGUGAAUGUGCGCUACAUCGAUCCAUCGAUUUCUUCGUUUAUAAACAUCGCAAUGACAACCAUGGUUGUUUUAUUAAAAGUUAAACAGAUCCGACUUCGAACGAAAGCAUGCCCGACAUUCCAACGAAAUCUACAAACCUAUGUUGUCUCUCGUAGAAUGUAUAAAUGAACGAAUCGAUCGCACACUUGAUUCGUAUUUUUUAUAUACAUAUUAUGAACGAUAUAUCCAUGAUUUUCAUUGCCUAUAUGUCAAUUGGGCGGUUCAUCGAUUACACGCAACAACAUUUUCUAAUAAUUCGUAUUCGUAACAAUCGCAUAGCAUAAUUGCUAGAUAUUAGUUGCAUUUAACUAGAGGAGAAUCGUCCUCCUCUUUCACUUUCAAUCUCAUCUACUAAAUUUCUCAUUUAUUCAAACUGCUUCAAAGCUACAGGUAUAACGUGAUAAAUAGAUGCACCGAAAAGUAUACACACAAUGAGAAUCUGAGAAAGUCAAUUGCUCAUUUAUUAUAGAAUUUGUAAAUACGUGUUAAGUAGAAUUAUCCCGGACGAAUAAGAAAAAGUGGGAAAGGGAAAAGCAGAAAAGUAAAGGAAUACGUCAACUUCUCUUUUCAGAUAAUUUCCCUUUGCAUUUAAUUCAUUAAUUUCGUUUUCUUAAUUGCCUUAACGACAAAUUUUAACAACUUUUUAUCGUCUCCGAAGAGAUGAUUUUCGUCUCGUUAUGCGACCUCUUUGCCUAAAUGAAACCUAUUUUACAACAGAAUUGUUUGCACUAUUAAACGUUUGCACUUUGUACUUUGUCCUCCGUUGUCAUUCUUACGGUUAACCAUUCUUAUGGUUAAACGACACGAUUUAACGAGAAUUCGACUCGGGAUUCGGGAUUAAACGAUAAAUUACAAAUUGAUGAAUAGAAAAAGGUUUAAGAAAAAGGAGAAAAAUUGUAGUUUCCAAGGUAAUCGAUACUCUUACACGCUUAAAAAAUUCAAAUACUCUUUACUUUUCAUUUUUCCCCGUAUUCUUCUUUGUUCUUAUAUGAAUCAACGAUUAUUGACCACUUUGUACGUUUAACUACAAGGUUGUUUACCGUGUUCUGUAGAUAAUGCGUGUGUAUAAAAUCACAUAAGACUGCAAGAAGUAUUUGUCUCGCGAUAAUACACGUGCUCCGUAUCGUGCAUUGGCUAAAAUUAAUCGACAAUGCAUAAAAUAUUCUCCAUCACGCAAAAACCUAUUUGAUUAAUUCACGGCCGUGCAUUGUUUUAGGUAUCGUUUAAACGCAUUUCACCUAAUCGUAAGAAAAUGUGAAUUUUCCAUUUGUUCGUAAUAAUGAAAAUAAUACGUAUCGGGUAUUAUUUUAUUAAUAGACGCAUAAUAACUGUAAUACAAGCAGUAGAACCGUGUGUCGUAUUUAAACUAUUUAAUUGUACAUACACAAAAUGAAGCGUUAUAAAUUAUUUAUGGCAAUUCGAUCGACUAUAUGCUGUUCGAUAGGUGAACGCCAUGCACCAGCGUUGGUCCGUAAACCAAUCAUAGUAAGUAAUUCUUCCAUUGAUACGUGUAUGUCUCUUUCGUCUAUCGCGCCAUGAUUCUAUUUAGUUACGUUAAAUUAUUUAUAGAAUAUCGAAAAGAGAAAUGAUUAUUAUUCUAUAAUUAACGCGCUGAGAAAGUAUACUUUGUGAUUCACGAUUGUAUUUCUGCUACUACCGUAUGACACGUCUGGUCAAAUAAUGCAUUUAAAAGGUAGGAAAAUUGAACGAUAUCUCGCACACUCGUUAUAUCGAACGAUACCGGUUAUUUUAUAUAAUAUAACAAAGAUAUUUUACAACAAGAUAAUAUUUUAUACCGCUUGUUAGUUGAUCAGCUACUCGUAGACCAACAAAUUCGAUAUUGUAUCGUUAUAAUAACGCCUUCUUAGCAUUUUUUCUAGAGACGUUCCCGAUUUUAACUACGACGCAUAAAUGUAAUUUAGGAUUUAGAUAAUGUGUAUUUUUUAAGAAACAGAAAGCUGUAAUAUGUAAGACACUAGGCCUUUUGAAACACGUCAUAAGCAAUUAAUUGUCAUACAGUGAUAGUAAAUGUGUUCAAAAGGAUAGCGAUCGACCAUGUGCCUUAUGUGUAGCGCGUGUGAAAAGAAUUUUGCGAUUAAAAUUUUUCGAUACGACUACAUUUGUACGCAAAACGUGUUGUUAUAUACUUUUAUAUAUAUUUAAUUACGUUUGUUGCUGUUAAAUUGGUCGUUAUUCGUUUAAUUAGUAGUAACGUUCCGAAUGUGUUGACCGAUCCUGAAUCAUUGUAACGUUAUUUGUUUAAAAAAUAACGAAAAACGUUUUCGUUAUCUUUUAAAAUAAUCGGCGAUCGGGUCGAAGUGACUUUUAGAAAUAAUCGAUUCGAUGAAUUCGCUCGUGUACUAUGAAAACUUGAAAUAUUUCGUAUUAAUCGCGCUUGUCGAGAGAUCGAAAUUAAAACGUACCCGAAUGAAAAUGUGAAAGAAUGACAAAAGCGUAAGCAACGAAUAUCAUGAUAGGUGUAAUAAACGAUUUAUUAUAGUAACAAAUCUUUUUAUUUAAUCAUUUUCUAGCCGUGAUGCUAGAUAGAUAAUCGUUAAUCGUUACUAAUGUUUUCGAUCGAAUAGCAAACUGGAUAUAAUCUUUCAACUGAAUAUCUUUCGCUCAUUUUCAUUUUACGAUCGAUGAUAGAGACAGUAUCAAGUAAAUACAAUAGGACAAUGUAUACUAUAUUUGAGUCAAUUUACAAUUAGCACAGAAUGUCUCGCGCACUCAUAUGCAUAUAUAGAAUAACGUUGUUAAUUUCAGAAUACUGAAAAUUAUAUUAUACAGUGCUAUGAAAUAUAUUUGGAAAUUGGCUAGCAUAAUAAAAGCUAAACUUAACACUAUGCUUUCCCUUUUCUUUUUUUUUUUUUUUUU
Bombus huntii is the source of this 7064-nucleotide messenger RNA. RefSeq names its product large neutral amino acids transporter small subunit 2 (gene mnd). Lineage: Eukaryota; Metazoa; Arthropoda; Insecta; Hymenoptera; Apidae. The record is from RefSeq and is a predicted model, not a curated record. Gene Ontology annotation, molecular function: L-amino acid transmembrane transporter activity. Gene Ontology annotation, cellular component: membrane. Gene Ontology annotation, biological process: amino acid transmembrane transport. The coding region runs from base 2604 to 4073 and encodes 489 amino acids. The transcript is spliced from 8 exons.